AAGAAGGGAAAGAGAAAACGAACAUGUGGCUGCAAAUUGGCCAACACCAAUUUUCUGUUGAAGCAAACAUAUCCCCUUCAUCUCCCUUUCUUGGUUGUAUCUAUAUCAAUUGAAAACCCAAAGAACCAAGAUUCUGAUUAUGCUCACUUGUUAUUAAAUUCUUCAUUAAUUUGUAAAAAAAGAUGUUGCCUUUUUGGUGUUCAUGGCCUACAAUGAUUCUUGAUCACAUGAGUGAAGAUCAAGUCUGAGAUAAGAUUAAUUACUGUCCUCUGAUAUUCUUCAACAAAGUCUUAAAAAUCCCACAUCAAAGUUCAAGAUUUUCAAAACCCUCCAUCAAGAUUCAAUCUUUUUGAAAACCCUUCAUCAAAAUUCAAUCUUUUUCAAAACCCAUAAUCAAAAUUCAAUCUUUUUCAAAACCCAUAAUCAAAAAUUCAAUCUUGUUGAAAACCCAUAUCAAGAUUCAAGAUUUUGUGGUGUAUUAUUGAAGGGAUGUCAGGAGGGUGUAGUAUAGUGUGGUUUAGGAGAGAUCUGAGGGUUGAAGAUAACCCUGCUUUGGCAGCUGGUGUGAGGUCUGGUAAAGUGAUUGCAGUGUACAUAUGGGCACCAGAAGAAGAGGGUCAUUAUUACCCUGGUAGGGUGUCAAGAUGGUGGUUGAAACAGAGUUUAGCUUUACUGGAUUCAUCUUUGAAGAAUCUUGGUACUUCUCUUGUUACCAAGAGAUCUACUGAUAGUGUUUCUUCUUUGUUGCAUCUCAUCAAGUCUACUGGUGCUACUCAACUGUUUUUCAAUCACUUAUAUGAUCCUUUGUCUCUGGUUAGGGAUCACCAAGUAAAGGAGAUUUUAACGAAUAUCGGGAUAGAAGUGCGUUCGUUCAAUGCAGAUUUGCUAUACGAGCCAUGGGAGGUUCUUGAUGAUGAACGCCGCCCGUUCAAUACGUUUACAGAAUUUUGGGACCGUUGUCUUAGUAUGCCUUAUGAUCCUGAGUCUCCACAACUCCCACCUAAGAAGAUAAUCUCAGGUGACCUAUCAAAGUGCCCUUCGGACACAAUAAUUCUCGAGGACGAAUCGGAGAAAGGAAGCAAUGCUCUCCUUGCACGCGCAUGGUCACCAGGUUGGAAACACGCUGAUAAGGCACUUGCGGCUUUCAUGAACGGGCCGUUACUAGAAUACUCCAAAAACCGAAGAAAAGCCGACAGCGCGACAACCUCGUUUUUAUCUCCACACCUACACUUUGGAGAACUCAGUGUACGAAAAGUCUUCCACUUGUUACGAAUCAAACAAGUCCUCUGGGCCAACGAAGGGAACAGGGCUGGCGAAGAAAGUGUAAACUUAUUCCUUAAGUCGAUCGGUCUACGGGAAUAUUCACGGUACAUGAGUUUUAACCAUCCGUACAGCCACGAGAGGCCACUUUUGGGCCAUUUGAAAUUCUUCCCAUGGAUAAUAGACGAAGGUUAUUUUAAGGUGUGGAGACAAGGUCGAACAGGCUACCCAUUGGUCGAUGCGGGGAUGCGGGAAUUGUGGUCUACGGGGUGGCUGCACGAUAGGAUACGCGUUGUGGUGUCGAGUUUCUUCGUUAAGGUUUUACAGUUACCGUGGAGAUGGGGGAUGAAGUAUUUCUGGGAUACGCUUUUGGAUGCCGAUCUCGAAAGUGAUGCGUUAGGUUGGCAGUAUAUAUCGGGUACGUUACCCGACGGUCGUGAGUUUGAUCGUAUCGAUAACCCGCAGGUCGAGGGGUAUAAAUUCGACCCGAAUGGCGAGUACGUAAGGAGGUGGCUUCCGGAGUUAUCUAGACUACCAACCGAAUGGAUACAUCAUCCGUGGGAUGCACCAGAAUACGUGCUUCAAGCUGCUGGAGUAGAGCUCGGGUCAAACUACCCGCUCCCGAUAGUCAAACUUGAUGCGGCAAAAUCCCGACUACAAGAAGCGCUAUCGCAAAUGUGGCAACACGAAGCUACUUCGAGAGCUAUUCUUGAAAAUGGAAUGGAAGAAGGGCUCGGAGACUCAUCGGAAUCUGCCGCCGAUGCUCCGAUAGCUUUCCCUCAAGCCAUGGAGAUGGAAAUGGACGAUAAUACCCUCAGGGCCGCUCCUACAAUCCGCAGCUAUGAAGAUCAAAUGGUUCCAAGUAUGACUACUUCUUUAAUAAUAAGAGGAGAUGAUGAGUCAUCAUCUUCAGAUGUUGGAAAUCUAGCAGAAGACAGUAGGGUUGAAGUUCCUAACAAUCAAGGUAUGGUAAGAACCGAUAAUAUGCAACCACGGGUUGAUGUAAUCCCCACGACGGGAUUGCCAGAUGGAGACCAUUUACAGGCUGAAUCUUCGAGCACUUCUCGAGCAAGUUCGAGGGAACGAGAAGGGGGUGUGGUCCCCGUGUGGUCCCCUUCAACGUCUAGUUUUAGCGUCGGUGAAGAUAGUUCCUAUUUGCAAAGGCAUCCGCAGUCUCACCAACUGAUCAACUGGAGGCGGCUUUCCCAAACCGGGUGAUCGGUAUUGUGAAUGCAAGAAGGUGGAAGCUCGAUGAUGGUAGAUGCUAUUCGAGAUCAUUUCGGUUUUCUGUUUUCCGCUCCAGCCUGAUCCAACGGUGGAAAAUAUGCCACAAGAUGAUCAUUCUAUCCUCCUUUAGUUUUCUAUUAUGCCAUAUUUCUGGUUUCUGCUGUAUAGUAACUGUUAGUGGUAUGGUAUGUUGUAUACUUACAUGCACAUACGUACAUAUAGUAUGUAUGUACUACAUGUAUGCAUGUAAUGUAUGUAUGUAUGUAUGUAUUGAUGUUCUUUGAAGGUCCUCUAUCUCGGCCGGUUGACUAAUCUUGUAAGAUCUAUAUUUAUGAUGAAUGUAUGAAUUGUGGUAUUUAGUUCGUU
Messenger RNA from Helianthus annuus (common sunflower), 2853 nucleotides. RefSeq names its product cryptochrome-1. NCBI's taxonomy places the organism in Eukaryota, Viridiplantae, Streptophyta, Magnoliopsida, Asterales, Asteraceae. The transcript has 4 exons. The record is from RefSeq and is a predicted model, not a curated record. Gene Ontology annotation, cellular component: cytoplasm; nucleus. Gene Ontology annotation, biological process: blue light signaling pathway; entrainment of circadian clock by photoperiod; circadian regulation of gene expression. Gene Ontology annotation, molecular function: FAD binding; DNA binding; blue light photoreceptor activity. Bases 490 to 2478 code for a protein of 662 amino acids.